AUGGGUAGAAACGAGUUUUCAGCUAGUCUAAGAUCUAUGACAUACUCCGAAGUGGAGGGUAUUCUGUCCGACAAAAAGAUGCACGUUAUGAAAAUGAGAAAUAACGUGAAAGGAGACGAGUACAAAAACACCGCAGAGUGGAUAAACACCAAGAAAGACAUCGCAAGAUGCCUCGGGGUUCUGACUGAGAAGAAGAGAGCAGAGAUAAAAGAAGAGUGCGAGCGCGAAAACAAGCCACUGCCAAAGUUCUUCACCAAGAAGCUCCCAAGAGCACAGAGAGUCAACAUUUCCAAGAGCAUUCUUAGAAAGUACUCCCAGGACAGAAAGCCCCUAAAGAGAAAGAUUGUCGUUUUCACGCCCUAA
Molecule: messenger RNA, 363 nt
Organism: Nematocida minor
Lineage: Eukaryota; Fungi; Microsporidia
Exons: 1
Coding region: 1-363 (120 amino acids)
Biological process (GO): translation
Cellular component (GO): ribosome
Molecular function (GO): structural constituent of ribosome
Source: RefSeq, a predicted model, not a curated record